Molecule: messenger RNA, 885 nt
Organism: Condylura cristata (star-nosed mole)
Lineage: Eukaryota; Metazoa; Chordata; Mammalia; Eulipotyphla; Talpidae
Gene: SELENOO
Product: selenoprotein O
Exons: 5
Source: RefSeq, a predicted model, not a curated record
CUGGUGGCCGAGUGGCAGUGCGUGGGCUUUUGCCACGGGGUGCUCAACACGGACAACAUGAGCAUCGUGGGGCUCACCCUGGACUACGGGCCCUUCGGCUUCAUGGACAGGUACGACCCUGAGCACGUGUGCAACGCCUCGGACAGCGCCGGCCGCUACGCCUUCAGCCAGCAGCCGGCCAUGUGCCGCUGGAACCUGCAGAAGCUGGCGGAGGCCCUGGAGCCCGAGCUGCCCGCCGCCCUGGCCCGGGCUGUCCUGGACGAGGAGUUCGAGGCCGAGUUCCGCCGGCACUACCUGCACAAGAUGCGCCAGAAGCUGGGCCUGGUGCGGACGGCGCUGGAGGAGGACAGCGCCCUGGUGGACAGGCUCCUGGAGACCAUGCACCGGACUGGAGCCGACUUCACCAACACCUUCUUCCUGCUGAGCACCUUCCCGGCCGGCACGGACCCCGCGGGCCGCGCGGACUUCCUGGCUGCGCUGGCCGCUCAGUGCGCCUCCUUGGAGGAGCUGCGGCUGGCCCUGCGGCCCCGGAUGGACCCCCGGCAGCUCUCCGUGAUGCUGGCGCUGGCCCAGGCAAACCCGCAGCUCCUGGCCCUCCUGGGCAGCCAGGGCGCCCUGGCCCGGGAGCUGGCGCGCGCGGAGCGGCUGGCCCGGCUGGAGCGGCUGGGCCCGGCCGAGCUGCUGAGCAGCAACGCGGCCCAGUGGACUGCCUGGCUCGACGACUACAGGGCCCGGCUGGACAAGGACCGCGAGGGCGCGGGCAGCGAGGAGGCCUGGCGGGCCGAGCGGGUGCGGGUCAUGCGGGCCAGCAGCCCCCGCUACGUCCUGCGGAACCACAUGGCCCAGCGCGCCAUUGAGGCUGCGGAGCGCGACGACUUCUCAGAG